Molecule: messenger RNA, 3030 nt
Organism: Penicillium chermesinum
Lineage: Eukaryota; Fungi; Ascomycota; Eurotiomycetes; Eurotiales; Aspergillaceae
Product: cleavage polyadenylation factor subunit CFT2
Exons: 2
Coding region: 1-3030 (1009 amino acids)
Biological process (GO): mRNA 3'-end processing by stem-loop binding and cleavage
Cellular component (GO): mRNA cleavage and polyadenylation specificity factor complex
Molecular function (GO): RNA binding
Source: RefSeq, a predicted model, not a curated record
AUGUUUACUUUUACGCCAUUAGUUGGUGCCCAGUCAUCAACAUCCAGAGCAUCCCAAUCCAUUUUGGAGCUUGAUGGAGGUAUCAAGAUAUUGGUUGACGUCGGCUGGGACGAUACCUUCGACACUCGCGACCUAGCAGAACUCGAGAAACACAUUCCCACCUUGUCACUUGUCCUUUUGACCCACGCUACACCAUCGCACAUUGGCGCCUUUGUUCACUGCUGUCGCACAUUUCCUCUCUUUACUCAAAUCCCCAUUUACGCAACGAGCCCCGUCAUAUCACUCGGCCGCACCAGCCUGCAAGACCUAUACUCAUCGGCACCGCUUGCAGCGACUUUCCUUCCUUCAGCUUCCGUCUCAGAACCCGGCGCGUCGGCAUCUGCUGUACCCUCAUUAGGCGACAAUACAGCCAAUGCAGCCAAUUUAGAAAGCAAUGGAGGCACCGGCCGGAUCCUCCUCCAGCCUCCGACCACCGAAGAAAUUGCUCGAUAUUUCUCACUUAUUCAACCCCUCAAAUACUCGCAACCUCAUCAACCUCUGCCUUCUCCUUUCUCGCCUCCCCUGGACGGCCUCACGUUAACUGCUUAUAAUGCCGGACACACCGUUGGUGGAACUAUCUGGCAUAUUCAACAUGGGAUGGAGUCUAUUGUCUACGCCGUGGAUUGGAACCAAGCCCGUGAGAGUGUUGUAGCAGGUGCUGCGUGGUUCGGAGGCGCCGGGGCUAGUGGAGCAGAGGUCAUUGAGCAAUUGCGCAAGCCAACAGCGCUCAUCUGCAGCACAAAAGGAGCCGACAAGUUUGCAGUGUCCGGAGGCCGGAAAAAGAGAGAUGAUCUUCUUCUAGACAUGAUCCGUAGUAGUCUCGCGAAGGGCGGCACUGUUCUCAUCCCUACUGAUACAAGUGCAAGAGUUCUAGAGCUGGCAUAUGCUUUAGAGCACGCUUGGCGAGAUGCGGCAUCGGAUGAGAAAGAAGAUGUACUCAAGGGCGCAGGCCUAUACCUUGCUGGUCGCAAGGUGAAUACUACCAUGCGUUUGGCAAGAAGUAUGCUCGAAUGGAUGGAUGAGAACAUCGUUCGUGAAUUCGAAGCCGCUGAAGGAGCCGAUGGCGCCGCCCAGGGUGCCUCUGGGCAGACGCAAAGUAAAACCGGUAAGAGUGGCGGUGGCCCGUUCACUUUUAAGCAUCUCAAGACCAUCGAGCGCAAGAAGCGUCUAGAAAAGCUUUUUGCGGAGGAAGGCCCUAAAGUCAUUCUUGCCUCUGAUGUCUCGAUGGCGUGGGGUUUCUCGAAAGACUCGUUGAAGCGAGUUGCCGAGGAUCCCAACAAUCUGAUCUUAUUAACCGAAUCAUUCCGUCCCAAGGCAGCAGAGCGGGAAGGGGAAGGUCCAGAGAUGAAUUCUUUAGGCGGUACACUCUGGCAGUGGUACGAGGAACGUCAAGACGGCGUGGCGCUAGAAACAGCAUCAGACGGUGAACUGCUGGAGCAAGUCCACAGCGGAGGGCGAGAGCUGAGCUGGACAGAUGUUCAACGAGCGCCCCUGGAUGCUGGCGACCAACUGCUUUAUCAGCAGUACCUCGCCACCAAACGUCAGCUACAAGAUACUUCUCAAGUCCGGGGAGGGCAGGAAAGUCUCGAGACAGGAGCAGAUGUGCUUGAUGAUGGAUCUAGCUCUACAUCCUCUGAAGACUCCAACCCUGAGCAACAAGGUCGAAUCCUUAACUUUUCCGCCUCCUUGGCACACUCAAAUCGAAAUAAGCUCGCCCUUAGUGACCAAGAUUUGGGCGUCAAUAUUUUGCUACGACGAAAGAAUGUUUUUGAUUACGAUGUACGCGGCAAGAAGGGACGAGAGAGAAUGUUCCCAUACGUAGCCCCGAGGAAGAAGGGCGACGAAUACGGAGAGUUCAUUCGUCCCGAAGAGUACCUACGAGCCGAAGAGCGUGAAGAAAUCGACAUGCAGCAACGAAGGUCUGAGGCACAGACUCAACUCGGACAGAAACGACGGUGGGAUGAUACUUCUGGCCGCAGACUUUCCGGAGGCUCAAGUGGCCGCAAGCGUCAGCAAUUAACCAAGGACGGGCAGAGGAUCGAGUCUGGACAUGAUGCCUUAAGCAUUGCUUCUGACGAUGAAGCGGCGGAUGCUGCGGCAUCUUCCGACGACGAGUCAGAUGGCCAAGACUUUGAGGGCCCUGCCAAGGCUGUCUACAAGAAGGAAUCGAUCAUCAUCAACGCUCGAAUUGCCUUUGUUGAUUGCAUGGGAUUGCACGAUAAGCGUAGUCUCGAAAUGCUUAUCCCGCUUAUUCAACCUCAGAAGCUCAUUCUUAUUGGCGGAUUAAGGAAGGAAACCACAGCCCUGGCAGCUGAGUGCAAGAAGCUUCUAUCCGUGAAAGAGGGUGAUAUCACGAAAGACGCGGAUGCUAUCAUCUUCACCCCGAAUAAUGGUGAGACCAUCGAUGCAAGCGUUGAUACGAAUGCCUGGAUGGUUAAACUGAGCAAUAACCUGGUCCGGCGCUUGAACUGGCAACAUGUACGUAGCCUUGGUGUCGUGGCUCUAACCGCACAGCUGCGGGGCCCUGAGCCCCCACAAGAGGAGGCAGAAGCUGCACCCGAAGCCAGCGGCAAAAAGUUGAAGGUAGACGCCGAACAGGCACCUCCUUCUGCUGUUGUGCCGAUCAUGGACAAUGCGCUUCAACAAAAGCCCUCGGAGAAAUCCGAGCUUCUCCCUCUGCUCGACACAUUACCGGCUAGCAUGGCUGCUGGCACUCGAUCUGUGGCUCGCCCACUGCACGUCGGUGAUCUGCGACUUGCUGAUCUUCGCAAAAUCAUGCAAGCAGCUGGACACACAGCCGAGUUCCGCGGCGAAGGAACUCUCCUUAUUGACAAAUCUGUGGCUGUCCGGAAAUCCGGCACGGGCAGAAUUGAGAUCGAGGCAGCAGCACAGUCCGCGGCGAACCAGGCUGGCUUGGGCCGCGGAGCAGGCAGCUUCCUUGCCGUAAAGAAGAAGAUCUAUGAAGGCUUGGCUGUUGUGGCCGGGAAUUAA